UUCGUACCUUGGAGCCGGAACCGCCUGCGUUUCUUGUGGGCGGGCCUUGCCGCCCGAUACAUCGUGUCCCGGUCUCAGAAAUCCGGGACCUGCUGGCUUCACGCAAGCCGCCAUUUCGGGGCAGCCGGCGACGGCUGCUCGUCGCUGCCUUUUACAGUCGCCUCUCGUAUCGAUUCGUUUUUAAUGUAAUACUGAGCAGCCUAAUUCAAUUUCACGUAGCCUAUUUGUUCUCAGUCCUGUUACAGGGAUUUUCCUUGCGGUGAGGUGUCCGUCAACGUCUCCCCAGAUGGAAGGUGACGCAGAGCAGGCUGUGGAGUCCACAGAUCCCGAUCCACCGUCCACGCAGGGGAGCGUAUUGGCGAGUAAAGACAGGGGAGGGAGGAUUAAGGGGCAUGGUCGAGAAGGGCGGAUAGGCAGAGGCGGCCGUGGUGGUCGGGGCAUAACGAUGAAAAGAUACGCCCCCUCCUGGCGAGACAGAGGAAGGGACAACGCUAUGAAUGGCUUUGGACCUGAAAGGCGAGGGUUAGGAAGGAUGCGGCCUUACCCAGAGCUCCGGGGUCGCCGGGCAAGGGGUGUCAUGGGGAUGUGUCCUCAUCCCCCUCCCCCGCUCCCUCUUCCCGCCCCACCGAUGCACAUGAGAGGGCUCCACCCACCCAUGAACAGGCCAGGGGGCCCUCUACCUCCUCCACGAUAUCCUAUCUGUCGGGGAUACCCCCCUCAUUUCCGUGGUCGGGGGUUUCCCCCAGGUCCACCUCGACAUUUUUGCCCCAGAGGCUUCCACAAUGGACCAGCUUCUCCGCCUCACUCUCCUCUUGGCAGAGGCCAGCGCUGGCCGGGGCCCCCUGGUGGCCGGCGCUAUUAAAACCGCCUUAAUGCUAUACACAUAGCCAAGGGCCCACAAUUCCAUCUAACCAGAAAACCCUAUUGAAAUACCUAAUGUUCUCUGAAAUGCCUUCCAGAUAAACAGUCGGAAUAUAACACAGAACAGUGGCCCCACAUACAAGAGUGGACAUAUUGGCCUGUUUGAGUCUGAACUUGGACCAUCUUGACAAUAACAAUUAAAAUAAUGUUUAGUUUCCUCUAAAAACAGGGAUUGAAAAUGUCUGUCCUCAAAGCGGUGUCUCACCAGCAUUCUGUGCACAGUGUUUUGUUAUCAGCACCAAACGUUUACCGGAGCAGAAGAUGAGUGCGGGAACAUAGAGAGGCAAAAUCAGAGAGUGACAAAACAACAGCCCUCAGAUGUUAGGCUUAGGUUCCUCUUCUUUGUCCUUGGACCUCCACAGUUUUUCCUUUAAUAUAAAAAAGUAAUUUAAAAUGAUAACCAUAGCACAAACAAAACAGCAUCAUAAGCUGUGAAGAAUUUUACAUGCUGAAAAGAUAAACCAGAAAACAUGUACAUUAAAUGUUUAUGAUUUUUCAGAGUAACAGGAGUUUUAAUGUCUUUAAUGUGCAGCUAUAUUAAGGUAAUACAUGUCUAGUGAAAUUUGUGUACUACAUUUUAUUGUUAAAUGGACUUUUAAAAUGAAAAUUAAUGCAUACUAUACUGAAAACAUAUAAUGAAUUAUACACAUAUUUGCAUUUAUAUUCAAAGGCAAAUUUCUGAAGAAGGAACUAUUUCAAUUCAGUAUGAAAUCCUAUAUAUUGUGUGUUACAAUAUCUUUACAUACUGUAAUUAAUAUAAAUCAUGUGGUUUUGUGAAUGUGCAUUUCGAAGACAAAGUUCAAUUUUCACAUAGAUAUAAAGGAGAAAAAUAAAACUAAAAAUAAACUGUGA
Molecule: messenger RNA, 1773 nt
Organism: Paramormyrops kingsleyae
Lineage: Eukaryota; Metazoa; Chordata; Actinopteri; Osteoglossiformes; Mormyridae
Source: RefSeq, a predicted model, not a curated record